Messenger RNA from Oryctolagus cuniculus (rabbit), 3901 nucleotides. Lineage: Eukaryota; Metazoa; Chordata; Mammalia; Lagomorpha; Leporidae. The record is from RefSeq and is a predicted model, not a curated record.
CACCGCCCCACAGCUCUGCCCAGCUCACCCAGGUCUGUCUCAGGGCACCUGAAAGAGUUCCAGGGCCACCCCAGCCUGUCCCCACUUUUCUCAUCUUUGUCAAAUAAUCUCCUCCACGUUCUUUUCCAUUGACAAUGACUCUAUAAAUCCACUGGCAAUGAUUCUAAGUGAAUACAGUAUUGUUUGGAUGGGAUCCAAAAGAAGUACCAUUUAAUUUGAAAAGAUGUUCCGUCCUGCCCACGUGAUCAAAUCUUCCGUUUAUUGGCAAAGCUUAGACACACAGGGAUCUCAUUUCCUGACUCCAGCUACGUCUAGGUUUGUACUUCAGCAGUGUUGUGAUGGAUUCACCCAGCUCCACCACUGUCAGCUGUUGCCAUCUUGGCACAAAGGCUCUUAGUUUCUGUGUAUGCCUUUAUCUUAUCAAGUCCUGGUACAAUCCUAAUAACAUUUCCAGUUGGUUCUCUUGAGUUUUCCAGACAUAAACAUGAUUUCCCAAAUCCCAUCAUGUGUGGCUGGGGGCAUUUCCUCUAAACAGUCAAUGAACUGCCUGACUCCCAUUAAAAUCUUUAAUCUUACUCUGCUACUCUGCUCUAAUUCCCAACUCAGUAACUGUUUCAAGAAAACAGUUAACUCCUAUACAUUUCCCCCCUAAAUUUUUUUAAUUAGGAAAAUUUCAAAAUGCACAAAUUUGAGUAUCUAUCCGCCAAACUUGGGAGUUUUUAUGUCAACUGUACUGAGAAGCUAGAAACAUAAUCCAGGUCCAGUGUUUGGAGGCAGGGCCUUCAGGAAGGGAUCAGAUUAGGUUAGAGCAUUAGGGUGGAACUCCUAUGACUGAGUCCUGGUAGCUUUCUAAGGAGAGGGAGGGAAGUCUCAUACAGACACAGACACAUUCCUGCACACGAUGCAGCCACCCUUGCUAAAAAGUCUUUGUCACAGGGCACCAUGUUGGAGGGCUAGUGGUAGCGGCUCGGGAAGAUUUUGAGAAGAGGGGUAAAAAGGAAGUUUGCCCUGUCCUGGAUCAGUUUCUUUGUCAUGUAGCCAAGACUGGAGAAACAAUGAUUCAGUGGUCCCAAUUUAAAGGCUAUUUUAUUUUCAAACUGGAGAAAGUGAUGGAUGAUUUCAGAACUUCAGCUCCUGAACCAAGAGGUCCUCCCAACCCUAAUGUCGAGUAUAUUCCCUUUGAUGAAAUGAAGGAACGAAUACUGAAAAUUGUCACUGGAUUUAAUGGUAUCCCUUUUACUAUUCAGCGACUAUGUGAAUUGCUAACAGAUCCAAGAAGAAACUAUACAGGAACAGACAAAUUUCUCAGAGGAGUAGAAAAGAAUGUGAUGCUUGUUAGCUGUGUUUAUCCUUCUUCAGAGAAAACCAGUUCUAAUAGUUUAAAUAGAAUGAAUGGUGUUAUGUUUCCUGGAAAUUCACCAAGCUAUACUGACAGGUCUAAUAUAAAUGGGCCUGGGACGCCCAGGCCACUUAAUCGACCAAAGGUUUCUUUGUCAGUUCCAAUGACAACAAAUGGUUUGCCCGAGAGCCCAGACAGUAAAUAGUCAAACUUACAGCAAAAUGAAGAGAAAAACCACAGUGACUCGCUGGCAACUGAAUCAGAAGUCUCCUCAGUGAGCCCCAUAAAAAAUAAACACCCAGAUGAAGACGCUGUAGAAGCCGAGGGCCACGAAGUAAAAAGACUCAGGUUUGACAAAGAAGGGGAAGUGAGAGAGGCGGCCGGGCAGACAGCUUCCAGUGAGAGUCCUUCAGUUCUGGCAGAAGACACAGAAGCCCUGUCGUCACCUCAGGGUAAAGACAAAGAAAGCCACACUGCCAGGCAGCACUGUGCGGAAGAUGAGGGAGAAGAGGAGGAAGAACAGUCUUUUAUGACAUCAAGAGAAAUGAUCCCAGAGAGAAAAAAUCAAGAAAAAGAAUCUGACGAUGCCUUAACUGUGAAUGAAGAGACUUCUGAGGAAAAUAAUCAAAUGGAGGAUUCCGAUGUGUCUCAAGCGGAGAAAGAUUUACAUUCUGAAGGUAGUGGCAAUACAGGCCCUGUAAGUAAUGGUUCUAACUGCCAUGAAACAGAAGAAUUUCCCAGAGGAGCCAAUGGAGCAGGACUGAUUGUUUAGAAACACAUAGAUGCAGUAUUUUACAUACAGUUCUGGUUUUACACUGUAUAAAACUUUUAUGUGAUAAAGUGGACCUGUAGUUUUACAAGAGAAACAGGCUGUAAAGUACUUUAAAUCCUGAAAGAGUUGUACAUGUAAGAACUGUGAAUAUCAGCUCCUUUGGGUCCUGCUUACCGCUCACUGUUUUUUGGUCUGGUCAAAUCAGUGGUUUGUGUAUAGAUUUCUUUAAUUUAGCAUUAAAGUUUUUAAACUGGAAGGUAAUAAUUAUAAUUUUGAAAACUUUUUUGAGAUUAUCACAUUUAGUUUAUACAUAUGCCAAGAAAGCUUUUUGUCUUGUCUCUUGACAGCUCUAGCAGUUUUCCCGUUUUGGUCAUAGUUUCAAUAUUUUAACGUGAAUUGCAGGGUUUCAUGCUGGUUUCCAGAUUUUAUUGUUUGACUGUGUACAAUGGAACUUUAAGUCACAUAUACAUAUAAAUACAUAUAUAUACAUAUAUAUUAUCCUAAGGGAGGAAAUGUUAUAUUUUUCUGUUUCUGUAAGAGAUGAAUACAGCGGAUACUUUUUCUAUUGGUAAUGAUUGAGUUCAGCUCUUUCAGGAGACAUUUUCUUUCUCUUCUGAGUAAUUCAAAUAAAAUCUGGCCCUUGUGAAACCCUGGAAAUCUUGUCUGUUGAAAUACCAGGUUAAACACAUUCCAAGAGAUGUGAAGUUUUUUGUAUACUUCUAAGGUGCCUGAGAAAAACACAUGGUUAUUUAUGAGAAGAUGUACUUAUCUUGGAAAUUGUGUUCCAACAGUAGCUUACUAUGUUGUAGAACGAAUGCUUCUGAAGCUGACAUGAGACCAUCUCAGAAGAACUAGGCAGGUUCCUUGACUUUUUGCUUGCUUUUCUGAACAUUGUGAAUAUUACGCAUUUCUUUCUAAAUUAUUCUAGAGUAUGCAAAUGUCAAUGGUAUGAAACACCACCGUACUGGAAGAAUAUAUUGCUUUAGUAAUGUACCUGAGCUAAUUGAAGUGUUAGGGGUGCACAGAAACCACCAUAAUUUGUAUGACAUUUUGAAGUGAAUUAAAUUUUUUUUUUUUUAUUUUUUAUUUUUUGACAGGCAGAGUGGACAGUGAGAGAGAGAGACAGAGAGAAAGGUCUUCCUUUGCCGUUGGUUCACCCUCCAAUGGCCGCCGCGGCCGGCGCGCUGCGGCCGGCGCACUGCGCUGAUCCGAUGGCAGGAGCCAGGAGCCAGGUGCUUUUCCUGGUCUCCCUUGGGGUGCAGGGCCCAAGCACCUGGGCCAUCCUCCACUGCACUCCCUGGCCACAGCAGAGGGCUGGCCUAGAAGAGGAGCAACCGGGACAGAAUCCGGCGCCCCGACCGGGACUAGAACCUGGUGUGCCGGCGCCGCUAGGCGGAGGAUUAGCCUAGUGAGCCGCGGCGCCGGCCCUGAAUUAAAUAUUUUUGAACAUGCUUCUUCGACAGCCAGUGUUAUAUUUUUCAAAUCAACACAAAGCACAAUGAUUACUCUAAACUCAAUAUUUUCAAAUUCACAUAUUUAAAGUCAUAUGAGCUGCAACUUCCCUGUCAAAAUUACUGGCUGCCAAAUUUAUAUCUGUUUCCUCAGCUGUACUUUUUGAUAUCAGACUUUUUAAAUUUCUGUAAAGUAGAUUUUGUAGAAUGUAAUGUGUUCACUGCCUUUGUGAAGCGGUAUAUAAUUGUAUAAUUUCUGUGUGUAAACUUGGCUUGGGCUUUCAAUACAGUAUUCAUAUAAAGCAAUAAAUAUUAAUUUUAUGGAAAAAAAAAAAAAAA